This is a messenger RNA of Trichobilharzia szidati, 4919 nucleotides long. The record is from the annotation of a GenBank genome assembly. Lineage: Eukaryota; Metazoa; Platyhelminthes; Trematoda; Strigeidida; Schistosomatidae.
AGUGCAUUAUCUCUUUUUUUUAUGGUUCUUCACGUAUAUUUCAAAUUAAUCUUCUUAUACAAAACAAUAAAUAAAUAAACGAGAAACACAUAUUACUCAAGAAUAUAGAUUACCUACCUCUGACAAACAAAAUUUAUAGUUAAAAAACCAUCACUGAUGAGUACUCAACCAACCUCUCAUAUUCACCGCGACGGAUUAUUCCAGUCAAGAGACAAUAGAAUAAAUUCAUAUUCUGAACAAUCAUCAAACAACCAGCAACAGCAACAACAACAACUGCAAUCCCAGUCUGGUGUUUCAUUUACUCAAACGAAUGAACCAUUGAAUGAUUUAAUCACCUCCAAAACUAAUAAAAGUUUCAAUAGAUCAAAAGAAAAGCAUAUUUUGAAUCAAAUAAAACCAUUUACUGCUGGUCAGAAAAGCUAUCUUGAAAGUGACAAUAUCAAAAAAGACAUUGAUGACAACGAGAAUAUGAGUAACCUAUACGAGAAUGAUAACAAUGAUAAUAAUACCUCAGAUAAAAAUAGAGGUGACAGUAUAAAAGAUCAAGGCAAAUCAAGUCGACUACGAAAAUGUCGUGAAAAAUGUCGACUUAAAUGUAAAGCAUGUCUUAAACGUAUAAGAUUGCCUCCAUGGUUGGCCAGGCCUUUAUUGAAGAUUUAUACGCAUACAAGUGGAGUACUUACAUAUGCAUUAUUUUUAUUAGCAAUUUAUGCAUGUAUUAUAUCUGUUAAAAAAAGUGUUGCUAUACCUCCAGAAUGUAGACUUGUUUCUGUAUUGAAACAAUUAGAUUCCUCAAGCAUAAAAAAUCAUAAUAAUGAUACAAAUAAUGUCUCAGGGAAUGUUCGUGAAAAUGCACUUGAAUGUCGUAAUGGUGAAGCACUCAGUGUACUUAUUUUCUACGGUUUUGGUUUCCUCUGUGGAGAAAUAAUGGAAUUACUUCAUUUACCAGGAUUAUUAGGUAUGCUACUUGGCGGUUUAUUUCUGAGAAAUAUUGGUAGUCUUUUGAUUCCACAAAGGAUUUUUCAUGCAGGAAAACUACCAAAUGGAAGUUAUCCUUUAGGAAGUGAUCUUGUUUCGUCUAAUAUGAGUCAAUUUUCCGAUUCAGAAUAUCCCUUUAAUAUAGAUGAUACACGUACUCAGUUUGCGGCUCUUCUUUUAGUGAAUCCAGAUUUAUCUGGUAUUUUACGACAGCUUGCUUUGACAACAAUCCUUACUCGAGCUGGUCUAGGCCUAGAUCCACAAGCAUUGAAACAAGUGUGCGGUAGUGUAUUUCGUCUGGCAUUCAUACCAUGUCUUUCUGAAGCAGCAUCACUUAUGCUGUUUAGUCACCUUUUUAUUGGAUGGCCUUGGGCAUGGGGAGCUAUAUUGGGAUUUGUUUGUGCUGCUGUCUCACCAGCUGUUAUUGUACCAAAUAUGAUGCGUUUAGAAGUUACAGGAUGGGGAGUAGCAGAAGGCAUACCAACACUUGUCGUUGCAGCUUCAAGUUUAGAUGAUGUUGUUGCAAUUACUGGAUUUGGUGUUGCACUUGCAGUGGCGUCUUCUGCAGAAAAAAGUUUUGUUGAAAAUUUAAUUUGGGGUCCACUUGAAGCAAUUAUAGGAGCUUCAUUUGGAGCAGGUGUAGCUAUUUUAUUACUUUUCUUCCCUCCACCAAAACUGGAACAUUCACACCUCGUUCGAGGAAUUCUACUCAUCUGUUUCGCAAUAACUGGUCUAGUCGGUUCAGUUGCUAUAGAUUUACCUGGUGCGGGUGCACUGUCCUGUUUAACUCUUGCCUUUGUUGUGGCUACAGGCUGGCGUAACGGUUUUCCCUGGCGUUUGACACAGUCAACAAAUUUACUUGUGGAAACACAACCAAACGUCACACAAAAUUCAAAUCGUGCAAAUUCUGAUUACUUAACUGAUAAAUACAAUGACUUAUCAGCAAGAAAUUCUAUGCACAGUAAUGAUGGGUCUCAAGAAAAGAUAGGUGUUAUGCCUAACAAACUAGAAUCUAUUGAGGAGCAAGAUAGACAUUUGGAUGAUGAAAUAGACAGUGAAAGUUUGACAAGACGUCAAAGAGAUCCGAAUAGUUCGAAUGUACUUGAAUCAUUGGUUGAAUUCCACCCAUACUAUUGCUCGAUUCUGCGUCAACAAUAUGGUCAGCACUCAUCAGGUGAACAAAGCAGUCGUAGCAGCAUCCGUAAUCGAAUAAUGUCUGAUAGUGAUAAAAAAAGAGGUGAUCUUCCGGCUUUAGCUGUUGCGGUAGCUGCUACAGGCACUGACAGACGAGGAGAAGCACCAGUGCAGCGUCAGCAGUACAAUUAUCCGCAACAAAUGCAGCCAACUCCUGUAAGUGUGAUCCCGAAACCUAGAACCUCUAGAAGAUUCAGCCUACCAGAACCAACAGCUCACUAUGAACUUGAAUCAUUUUCUGUGCCUCAGUCGUUUAGACGAGGAAGAAGUCCUUCUUCUGCUAAUGCCCUGCGUCAUAUAAACAGAUCAAAAAGAAGAAUAUUUGUACCAACGUUUGCAGAGCAGUAUGCAGCUUAUUACAACAAUCAGCCAGUUGAAAAAGUUGAAGAAGUGGAGGAGAACGAUGAUACUUCAUCAAAUGAAGUAGAUAAAAGAAUACGUAAGCAAAGUGAAAAUAAUCAGGUAACAAACAUUGAUGAUCAUAAUGCAAGUAAUUAUGACCAUAACAUACAAACAACAUCAAGCGAGGAGGUUGUUCCAGCUACUCCUGCUGAACGCGGUUUGGCUUGUUUAAAUUCUAUGCGUAGAACUAUGGCAGUUACCUGGUGGUUUGUUCAACCUAUUUUGUUCACCUUAAUAGGAUCUGAAGUAAAUAUCACACACAUGCCUGGAGGAUCAACCGGGCGUGGAUUAGGUGCAUUCUUUAUCUCAUUAUUUUUCCGUCUAUUGGCUACAAUAUUAGCUGUUCUACCAUCAAAGUUGAAUAUGCGUGAACGUCUGUUUGUAGGAUUCGCCUGGUUACCAAAAGCUACUGUACAAGCCGCUAUUGGACCAGUUGCAUUGGACACAGCUAGACGGUCGAAUGCUAGUGCAGAGAUUAUUGGUUAUGGUGAACAGGUUGUAACACUGGCUGCACUUUCAAUUUUGAUUACAGCACCGUUAGGUGCAGUAUUAAUGCCACUUACUGCACCUUACUUAUUACAUCAAGAUAUUCAGUCGUCUCAAGUACUGAUUGAACGUACACAGUCUAAAAGUGCUCCAAAAAAGAUUGUUGAUAAAUUAAAUAAUAAAAAAAGUGAUGAUCAUCAAAACACACAGACAACAGAAUCUCAUUCACCUCAAUUACUUGCAAACAAGUCCAGAUCUCACCAACAAAACACAAUAAGUAAUACUCAUUUAUAAAAUUUUAUUCCGAUGUAUUACUUUCAAUUUGUACUGUUACCUCUUUGUUUUUGUUUUAUUUUGGUUUUUUGCUGUUUUUCGAAAGUUGUGUUUAACUAAAUUUCUGACAAAAAUAAAACUAAUUAUACAGUAGAAUAUGAGACUUCAAAUGUUUAGUCUGUUUCUCUGUACUAUGUAUGAUAUGGCUGAUAUUUUCAAAUAUAAAUAAGAAACCCUGAUUCUGACAGCUAAUCAAAUCAAAAACAACAACAACAACAACCACAACAGCAACAACAACGAAGAAUGCAUGUGAUUGUAUUUCUUCUUCUGAUUUUUUUUAAGAAAAACGAAUAUUUUUUGUUUUCACAGUCUUCAUUUGUUUUUGUUUUAUUUUAGUUCAGCGCAUCUAUCCUUCUCCGUAGUUUCAAAUAAAACUAUUUAGAAAUGUUUAGUACUUCAUGUGUUUUCCAUGAUCAUCAAAAAGUGUGUAGAAUCAAGAAGAAAAUCAAAGCGUCACACAUAGUAUCUUUCUUUAACUUGAGACAUUAUUUUAGUACUCCACACAUUUAUUGUUAAAAAGAAACUGAUGAAUGGAUUAUUGUGUUCCUUUCUUUUAGUAAUUUACUUGUAUUCAAGUGUAUUUCCUUAAAUAUAUACUUGUUGAAAUCUCAAUUUAGCUACCAUCAAUUACUGAACUGCCUAUAAAGCUGACUAUUGAAUUUUAUAUGGUAUUCAUUUCUAAAUUGAUUGUUAGGCUUUUCUUUUUUUGGGUGGGAGGGAGGGAAAGAGUAUUUUAUCAAGCAGCAGUGUAUAUCAGUCCGUUUGUUUUCCCCAAAAUUAUCAAAUUUUAAUCCGAUAAAAGAAUUUUAUUUUAGUCCACAUUACAAAUGCAAGUUUUCCUUGGCCAGUUAUUAUUUCCCAACAUACUUACAUUCAUUGUUAAUUUAGAUAAGAAAAAUUCAUGUUUGAUUUUUAGCAAGAUUUGAGAAGAUUUUCCCUAAAGUUCAAGACUACAAACUACAUUUUCCUUAAUAUGUGUCUUUUCUUUUGUUAUUUUAUCAUACUGAGUUCUUUGUUAACAGACUGUUAUCUUUAAAGAUUUUAAAAACAUUUAUAGGCUUACACGACCGACACAUGAGAUAGUUCCAGAGUAUAUUAGUUGACCUUUUCACUUUUUUGUAUUGUAUGCGGAGUUUCCUUCCUUCCAAAAUUAACGCUGACGUCAGUUGAUCACUCCUCUCCGUGCAGAAACAGUCACAAUGUAUAUUCACAUCGAUGCGUGUAUAUAUAUACGCUGAGGAGGAAGCGUUUCAAGAUGCACUGUCAACAGAUUUCACACUGGCGGAGGCAAUCAUAAUUAUCUCGAUCCCCAUAUAUAUACAUAUAAACACAAAUAAUGGCAAAUAAAUAUACGGAACUAGUUUGUUGUAAAUUUCAUUUCAAAAUGUAGUUGAAUCUUAGUAUGAAUGGUUGUCAUUUUUAAUGUUAUUAUUAUUAUGAUUAUUAUUAAUAUCAGUUAAAUAAGGUAGUUAUAGAAUAAACAAUGUUUUAUUAUUUUCAUUACAAAAUAAUAAUAAUAUUAUUAA